This is a messenger RNA of Scophthalmus maximus (turbot), 2886 nucleotides long. RefSeq names its product histidine ammonia-lyase (gene hal). Gene Ontology annotation, cellular component: cytoplasm. NCBI's taxonomy places the organism in Eukaryota, Metazoa, Chordata, Actinopteri, Pleuronectiformes, Scophthalmidae. The transcript has 20 exons. The coding region runs from base 86 to 2050 and encodes 654 amino acids. The record is from RefSeq and is a predicted model, not a curated record. Gene Ontology annotation, biological process: L-histidine catabolic process. Gene Ontology annotation, molecular function: histidine ammonia-lyase activity.
GGUGGCACAACUGUGCGCGGCCGAAGGUGAUACCUCGCGGAGCGGCGCGCAGCGCGCACUGCUGCAGACUCCCGCAGAAAGCGCAAUGCCUCGUUUUACUGUCCACAUCCGAGAUGAGUGGCUGGCGGUGCCAUGCCGAGACACCACCAACACCAUCCGGUGGCUCGGCCACGAGGCGCUGAAGCGCUACAUCAAGAACAAGCCAGACAACGGCGGCAUCACAGCCGUGAAGGACACUCGCUUCGUGGUGCGAAGGUGCCAGGGUUUGGGUUUGUUGGACGCGGAUGACACCAUCGAAGAUGUACUCGAGGAUAAUGACUUUGUGGAGCUUGCCAUUGAAGGUGAUACCAUGUCUCCUGACUUUAUCCCGUGUGCGCCUGGAGUUUCUCACCUUACAGCAGCAUACAGAGAACCCGGAGACUAUCUUUCCUUGGAUGGCUGCAGCCUGACAUCCACAGAUUUGGUCAACCUAGGCAGGGGACUGUACAAGAUGAAGCUGACUCCGGAGGCAGAGAAAAGAGUUGUGCAAGCCAGAGACCUUUUGGACACCAUUGUCAAGGAAAACAAAGUUGUCUAUGGAAUAACAACAGGUUUUGGCAAAUUUGCCCGAACUGUCAUUCCUGUCAGCAAGCUCAAAGAGCUGCAGGAGAACUUGGUGCGGUCACACUCGGCAGGUGUGGGGAACCCGUUGAGCCCAGAGAGGACCCGCAUGCUGCUCGCUCUCAGGAUCAACGUUCUGGCCAAAGGCUACAGUGGGAUUUCAUUGGAAACCCUUCAUGCCAUGAUCCAAGCCUUCAACGCUUCCUGCCUCUCCUUCGUCCCAGAGAAGGGAACAGUGGGUGCUAGUGGAGACCUGGCCCCCCUCUCUCACCUGGCCCUGGGGCUGAUGGGAGAGGGUAAAAUGUGGUCUCCGAAGAGCGGAUGGGCCGAUGCCAAAUAUGUCCUGGAGGCCCAUGGACUGAAGCCAAUAUCACUAAGGCCUAAAGAGGGUCUUGCUCUGAUCAACGGGACCCAGAUGAUCACCUCUCUGGGGGCGGAGGCUGUGGAGCGAGCCCAGGCGAUCGCCCGGCAGGCUGACAUUAUUGCUGCUCUCACCCUGGAGGUGCAAAAGGGAACCACCAAGGCUUUUGACAGUGACAUCCACAGACUUCGGCCCCACCCAGGACAGAUAGAGGUGGCCCUGCGCUUCCGCUCACUGCUGGACUCUGAUCACCAUCCGUCCCAGAUUGCAGAGAGCCACCGUUUCUGUGACAGAGUCCAGGAUGCCUACACCAUGCGAUGCUGUCCUCAGGUUCACGGAAUCGCCAAUGACACAAUACAAUUUGUCCAGAAUAUCAUCAACACAGAAAUCAACAGUGCCACUGACAACCCUAUGGUGUUUGCGGAGAGGGGCGAGACCAUUUCAGGUGGGAACUUCCAUGGAGAAUAUCCUGCAAAGGCUCUAGACUUUUUAGCCAUUGCUGUCCACGAGCUGGCCUCUAUUAGCGAGCGGAGGAUCGAGAGGUUGUGCAACCCCUCUCUGAGUGAGCUGCCUGCCUUCCUCGUCAACGAGGGAGGACUCAACUCGGGAUUCAUGAUUGCCCACUGCACUGCUGCUGCCUUGGUUUCAGAGAAUAAGGUCUUGUGUCAUCCGUCUUCUGUGGACUCCUUGUCCACCAGUGCUGCCACAGAGGACCAUGUGUCGAUGGGAGGCUGGGCUGCGAGGAAAGCCCUGAGGGUCAUAGAGCAUGUGGAGCAAGUUCUUGCUAUAGAGCUGCUGGCAGCCUGUCAGGGUAUCGAGUUCCUCCGCCCACUUCGUACCACCACUCCACUGGAGAAGGUCUAUGAACUCGUGCGCAGUGUGGUCAAACCAUGGAUUAAAGACAGAUUCAUGUCUCCAGACAUUGAAGCUGUCCACCGCCUCCUCCUUGACCAGAAGGUGUGGAACGUAGCCAAACCUUAUAUUGACAAGUACCAGACGGAGUACAUCCCCGAGUCCCGUCCCGUCUCUCCGACCGCCUUCUCCCUGGAGCCUCCAGCGUCGCCGAGGAAGCGUGUCCGACAUGAGUGAACGCAUGUCCCGAUUGUUAUUUUUAUUAUUAUACAUUUACUGAGACUUUUUUGAAUUUCAAUGAAAACCAACCAAAAAUAUUUGAUUUAAGAUUGAAUUGAAGAUGCAACAUUGUUUUUGCCCCUAUAGACCAAGUUCAGACUUAGAUUUCUGGCAUGUAAGUUUUAAAUCCUUGAGGAUUUUUCAUUAACAUAAGAAAUUGGUAUAAUAAAUAUACACUCAUGGGCCACUGAUGAUGACACCAGUAAAAUCUAAUCCAAUACAACAGCCUUGCCGCAAAUGUUUCCUUUAAAAAUAUUAUAUUUAGUUUAGUCUCACAAUGCCAGAGAUAUUAAUUCAACUGUAUAUUUAUAAUUGAGGUUGUAUUUUGCAUAAUAUUGGAGGUUUUGCAAUGUUUUGCCCAACCAAUUUACAAACAUGAGAGUAGGAAUAUUAGAACAAUUUAACACAAUGUUGUGUAACUAAAACCUCUAAUAAACAUAAAUAAUGAAUACUUCUUGGACAGUCGAUAGAAACUACUGUAAGUAUAAAGUACUGUUGCAGGGCUGCAGAUUACAUUAGAUUGUACGGGUGUAUUUAAUAAAGUGGCCAUAGAGUGUUUAUUUCUUUAGUAAUUAUUGGGUGUUAAACAUAUACACUGCCCUACACCAAUGUACAGAUUUGUACUUAUGUACACUUUUGUUGUCCCUUUAAAAUGUAUCUUAAUGUAGUUGUUAUUGCCACAUGACUACCUCAGCCAUUUUCAUGUCAAAUCAAUUUUUAAUGAUGUAGCACAAACAUUAUUAUGAUUAAAAAUGUUGUUUUUCUGCUGCAAUUAAAGGAAAUCUAUACAUUAA